ACAUUACAGCACAUGGUAAACGAGCGUGCGUGCUGCAAUGUUAGCUGCCAAAUUUUUGCUGAGAAGAAAAUGGAAGCUGAGCAGUGUGACUGUGCAGUUGCAGCGGUUUUCAUCAUCACGCACUGCUCCCAUAGACAUGGCUGCAAACGACGGUGAACUGAGGGUCUUCCUCGUCGCCGGCGAGGUCUCCGGUGAUUCCAUCGCUUCUCGUCUCAUGGCUUCGCUCAAGCUUCUUUCCCCUUUACCUCUUCGCUUUGCUGGUCUUGGAGGGGCUAGGAUGGCAAGUGAAGGAUUGCAAUCAUUGUUUCCUAUGGAGGAUAUCUCAGUAAUGGGAAUUUGGGAGCUAUUGCCACAUUUGUAUAGAAUCAGAGUGAGACUGAAUGAAACUCUGGAAGCUGCUGCUCUAUUUAAUCCUCAUGUUGUGGUAACGGUUGAUUCCAAGGGCUUUUCUUUCCGAUUCUUGAAACAGCUAAGAGCUAGGUACAAUCAGGAAAAGUUGCAUCCACCGGCGCAUGUUCACUAUGUAGCACCAUCGUUUUGGGCGUGGAAAGGCGGUGAAGCAAGGCUUAGAGGACUAGCAGAAUUUGUGGAUCAUCUGUUGUGCAUACUUCCAAAUGAGGAUAGAAUAUGUAGAUUGAAUGGAUUAUCUGCGACUUUUGUUGGGCAUCCAGUCUUGGAAGAUGUUCUGGACUUGAAUUUGAGAAACAACUUGUCAGUCAAUGAAUGGAGGGCUGAAGGAAAUGGUAAAGAUUUCUGCAUUAAACAUGGAGUGCCCUCAGGAGCCACUGUUAUUAGCUUGCUUCCUGGAAGCAGAGCACAAGAAGUCAGUCGGAUGCUCCCCAUCUUUGCAAACACGAUGGAACUACUGAAAGAUGAUGUUCCCCAGUUGAUGGCAAUCAUUCAUGUUGCACCUAAUGAGCAUGUGGAAGGUUUAAUUGCUAGUUCUGUUCGUAGGUGGCCCGUGCCUGUUGUAUUGAUUCCAGGUGGAGCAACACACCUAAGAUAUGAUGCUUUUAGUGCCAGUAGAGUUGCAUUAUGCACAUCGGGGACAGUAACUGUGGAGCUGCAGCUUGCACGUUUACCCUGUCUCGUGGCGUAUCGGGCCCAUAUUUUGACUGAAUGGUUUAUUCGGUACAAAGCGAAGAUACAAUACAUAUCACUCCCCAAUAUUCUCUUGGAUUCAGCCAUUAUUCCUGAAGCACUCUUUCAAAACUGCACACCUACGAACCUUGCCUUAAUGCUCAAAGAUUUAAUAAAUGAUGAUGGUUGUCGAGAAGAACAAAUACUUGCAGCUCAAAAGUUUGUGAAACUUCUAUCGCCUUCAGAAAGAACAAAGCACAACUUUCCACGACAACAUUCAACGAGAACACGUACUGAGCACAGCCCAAGUGAACUUGCAGCAUUGACUAUACUAAACCAUGGGAAGCCAUCAUGACUAAUAUUGUAAGGGCUUCUUUUACGGUGUAGACUCUGUGGCAUUGAAUUUGUGCUGCUGCAAGGGUUGAAGGUUUGAACCCAGAGAAGAUCAGUUUCUAGUUACUAUCAAAAGCAAUAUUUUCUUAUGGUACAUAACUAGUGGAUAUAUUUUUUAGAAGUGUGGAAUCAAAUUAGGGAUAAACAUGGCCUCGGGUGGAUCAAAAUCUAUAAACAUAGAGAGUUGGAAGACUAUUGCUCCAAAUUUUGCCAAA
Messenger RNA from Lotus japonicus, 1688 nucleotides. RefSeq names its product probable lipid-A-disaccharide synthase, mitochondrial. Gene Ontology annotation, biological process: lipid A biosynthetic process. The record is from RefSeq and is a predicted model, not a curated record. Bases 38 to 1435 code for a protein of 465 amino acids. Gene Ontology annotation, molecular function: phospholipid binding; lipid-A-disaccharide synthase activity. The transcript is spliced from 8 exons. NCBI's taxonomy places the organism in Eukaryota, Viridiplantae, Streptophyta, Magnoliopsida, Fabales, Fabaceae.